Messenger RNA from Anguilla anguilla (European eel), 4333 nucleotides. It is a transcript of the gene atp8b3, whose product is annotated as ATPase phospholipid transporting 8B3. Gene Ontology annotation, biological process: Golgi organization; phospholipid translocation. Gene Ontology annotation, cellular component: plasma membrane. Gene Ontology annotation, molecular function: ATPase-coupled intramembrane lipid carrier activity; magnesium ion binding; ATP hydrolysis activity. The transcript has 29 exons. The record is from RefSeq and is a predicted model, not a curated record. Lineage: Eukaryota; Metazoa; Chordata; Actinopteri; Anguilliformes; Anguillidae. The coding region runs from base 323 to 3955 and encodes 1210 amino acids.
UCCCCCUCCUUUAGUGCAACAGGUAGAGUGCAGACAGUGGAGUUUAGUUCUCCUCUCUGUGGAUACAAAAGUAUAUUGAGACAGAGAGAGAGGGGGAAGAGAGAAGGAUAGAAAGAGAGCCAUUCUAGUCAUGGUGUAUACUACUAUUCAAUGGAAAAUAUGCAUAUUUGUUUUCCCACAGCACUUGCAUGUUAUGCUUUGGUGACAUUUACAAUGUUUGUUUUGUGCCAACAACUUUGCCUUUAAAAUUGAAUUUAUUUGAAUCGAGGGACGGGAAGAAAGAGGACAGAAGGAAUAGUUUGCAGGAUGAGAUGAGGGGCGUAUGAUGCUCCCAUUCUACCUGGCCUACUGUCAAGCUUUCACCUGGCCUGGUUCCAACUGUAUCCACCCUUCGAAGAGCCAUUUGCUCGUCCCUGCCUGUUCCACCAUGUCGUCCCCAAAUCCCACCCGCUCUGAAACCACAGACUUCACCUGGGAAGUACGAGCUAACGAUCGCCAGUUCCACAAAAAACUACAGAGGAGAUCUGUACUGUGCUUCCGCAAGGGGAAAUAUGCCGACAAUCUGGUGCGCAGUUAUAAAUAUUCCGCCCUGACAUUCUUGCCACUGUCGCUGUAUGAACAGUUCCAUCGUAUGGCCAACCUCUUCUUCCUGGUCAUGGUGAUAUUGCAGAGUAUUCCCGCCAUCUCCACGCUGCGCUGGUACAUCACCAUGAUCCCCCUGCUCAUGGUGCUGUCCAUCAGGGGUCUCAAAGACCUGAGGGACGAUCUGGCCAGGCGACGCAGUGACAGACAGAUUAACAGACAACCCUGUGACAUACUGACUCCUGAGGGGUUCUGUACUGCUCAGUGGCAGGACGUGUGUGUGGGCGACGUGCUGCGUCUCCACGUCGACCAGAUAGUGCCGGCGGACCUGCUCCUCCUCUGCAGCUCCGAGCCGCACAGCCUCUGCUACGUGGAGACGGCCGACAUUGACGGGGAGACCAAUCUUAAGUUUCGCCAGGCUUUGGCCCUCACUCACCAGGAACUGACCGAGCCUGUGGAGACAGCACUAAUGGCUUUUAAUGGCAGUGUGUUCUGCGAGGAGCCCAACAGUCACAUGUACUCAUUCAGGGGAGAGCUGCACUGGCGGGGAGAGCGCCACCUGCUGGACACCGACCACAUCCUGUUGAGGGGAACCGUGCUACGCAACACAGAAUCUGUCUACGGCCUGGCCGUCUACGCAGGUUCAGACACCAAGAUCUUGCGGAACUGCGGCCAGCUCCUGGUGAAGCAGACGCAGGUGGAGUGGAUCCUGAACAGAGUGGUCAUUGGGAUCAUCUUCUUCCUGCUGCUGACGGCGCUCCUCCUGGCGGUGGGGACGGGGGUGUUCGAGGCCACGGUGGGACCCCGAAUCGAGGCGCUCUCGGCCCUGGCGAACGGUGCCACGCCCGCCUACACGGCCUUCCUCACCUUUUGGGGCUACUUAAUCCUGCUGGCCCCGGCCAUACCCAUGUCACUCUAUAUCUCGUUUGAGAUGGUCCAUGUGGUGCAGAGCCUGCUGAUUGGCUGGGACCUGGACCUGUACGAGGAGGCCAGGGACACGCCGGCCCAGGCCCGGAGCACCGCGCUCAACGAGGAGCUGGGCCAGGUGGGCUACCUGCUCAGCGACAAGACCGGCACGCUCACGCAGAACCACCUGCUCUUCCGCCAGUGCUGCAUCGCCAGCGUCUUAUACGGAGCCAUGCCAGACGAUGAGAAGAAACCAGAGAAACUGGACCUGAGCUGGAACCCGUACUCGACCGGCGACCUGCAGUUCUACGAUCAGCGAUUGGUGGAAAGGCUGCGGGGGCAGGACAGCGGCGAGACGCGGGAGUUUUUCUGCGCUCUGGCGCUCUGUCACACGGUCAUGUCCGAGUGGAAAGAGGGGACCCUGCGGUACCAGGCCUCCUCCCCGGACGAGGGGGCGCUGGUUGGGGCGGCGCGGGAGCUGGGAUGGGUGUUCCUGUCUCGAACCCGGGACUCGCUGACGGUGAGCGAGCUGGGCCAGGUCCGGGAGUACCAGCUGCUGGCUCUGCUGGACUUCAGCAGCCAGAGGAGGCGCAUGUCCGUUCUGGUGAGGGACCCGGAGGGGAAGCUGAAGCUGUACUGUAAGGGCGCCGACAUCGUCAUCCUGGAGAGGCUAAAGAAGAACAGUCCUCACCAAGAAAGCACCGAGAAAGCACUGGAGCUGUACGCUCAGGGCUGCCUGCGCACCCUGUGUGUGUCCGGACGCUCCGUGCGGGAGGAGCUGUGGGAGGAGUGGAGCCGCGUCCUGGCCCAGGCUGCCACGGCGACGCGCCACGGCGACGGCGACGGCGCGCUGGAGCAGCUGUACAGCGACAUGGAGGCGGAGCUCACGCUGUUGGGCGUGACCGCCAUCGAAGAUCGGCUGCAGGAGGGGGUCUCCCGCACCAUCUCCGUCCUCAGACAGGCCGGGGUCAAGGUGUGGGUGCUGACCGGGGACAAGACAGAAACUGCUGUGAAUAUUGGGUACUCCUGCAGUCUGCUGGAUACAGACGCCACACUGCUGCAGGGAGAGGAACUGAGACAGCUCCUCCAGACCCCCGAGCCAGAUGCUACCCUCACAAAGGGCAAUGAGCCUGACUGCUGGGGCAAAUACCGGAAGACGGAGGGCAGCAGAAUGGCAUUAGUUGUCACCGGACCUGAGUUGGAAGAGAUGGAAGACAAGCCGGAGCAGGGGGAGCGUUUCGUGUCCCUGUCCAGGCACUGCCAGUCCGUGCUGUGUUGCCGUAUGACCCCGGGGCAGAAGGCGGGCGUGGUCGAGCUCAUCAGGAAGCACACGUCCGCCAUCACCAUGGCGAUCGGAGACGGAGCCAACGAUGUGAACAUGAUUAAGAGGGCUCACAUCGGAGUGGGACUGAGCGGGGUGGAAGGCAGCCAGGCGGUGCAGAACGCCGACUUCUCAUUGGCCCAGUUCCGAUUUUUGGCCAAGCUGCUAUUGGUCCACGGGCGCUGGUCGUACCGGCGCAUCUGCAGCUUCCUGCGCUACUUCCUGUACAAGACCACCACCUUCGCCAUGGUGCACACCUGGUACAGCUUCUACAACGGCUUCAGCGCACUGCAUGUAUAUGAGAACUGGUUCAUCACCUUGUACACGGUUAUGUACACAAUCUACCCCGUGCUCUGCUUGGCUCUUUUGGAACAGGACGUGAGCGCGGAGGCCAGCCUGCAGUGGCCGGAGCUGUACCAGCUCGGGCUGAGGCAGGAGCUCUUCAACCCCUGGAAGUUGGCGGCGACCCUCCUCUACUCCCUCUACACCUCCCUGGUCCACUUCUUCAUCCCGCUCGGCGUGGCUUCCUACUCCCCGCUGGACUACCAGUCCUUCGCCAUCGUCGUGGAGACCGGACUCAUCUUCUCUGUCACUGUCGAGAUAAUUCUGUGCACUGGAUUCUGGACGAAGUUCAACGUUGGAGCGAUUUUUUUGAGCCUGGCGCUGUUUUUCGUGUCGACGCGGGUCCUUCACAACCCCCGCCUGCAUGCCGCCGCCCCUACAGACUACUACUUCUCUGGUGUGUCGGAGAACGUGUUCAGCGGCCCGCUGCUGUGGCUAACCGCGGUGCUCACCGCCUGCGUCGCCGUUCUCCCCUCGAUGACCGCUCGAGCCCUCGCCUUCGUCCUCCGGCCCUCUGACACACACCGGGUUCACAGCUCAGGGACGACCUCUUCACCCGGAGGGCCCCAGGAGAUGAAGCCUCACUUCAGGAGGGGAGACCUGCAGCGGCGCUCGUCCUACGCCAUGUCCCAGGGCAAAGGGUUUGGCCGGCUGGUCACCUCGGGGGCCAGCCGCCGCAGCGCAGCGCCCCCGGAGGACAGGAGGGACACCGCGGGGAAAACUGACUUGGACGCUCCACGCACAACAGAGGAAGGGAAGACCAUGGCUGCUGCUGCUGCUGCUACCACGGAAACAAGCCGAUGAAGACUUGUCAUGGACACUACUGGCAGCGUUGCGUGUUCUGCCCCUGAUGCUUUGGUUUAGUGCCCACGUAGCACUCGAGCUCGUAUUCAGAGAGGACCGCUGUAGAAUUACAUCACUGGCCUUUAGCAGAUGCUCCUAGCCAGACCAGCGUACACAGUUUUACAUUGGUGCAUCGUAGCUGGGUGUAUACUGAAGCAAUUCGAGCCCAGUUGCAUAAGCCUUGUACCACACUGCUGCCUGCUAAAGUGCUGUAAGCUAAUGUACCCCAUCACUUCCCAAAUACUGGAUGAAAGUAUGAAAUGAGAAUGAAAGGGGAGUAAAUCGAUAUCAAUAUUAAUAUUAAUAUUAGCCUAAUAUUAGCCUUUCCUUGGAACCAAA